Molecule: messenger RNA, 864 nt
Organism: Cladophialophora psammophila CBS 110553
Lineage: Eukaryota; Fungi; Ascomycota; Eurotiomycetes; Chaetothyriales; Herpotrichiellaceae
Exons: 3
Coding region: 1-864 (287 amino acids)
Source: RefSeq, a predicted model, not a curated record
AUGUCGACGAACGGCGGUGACUCGACAUCGGUAUCGGCAUCGCCAACCAAGGAUCAAUGGGAAGAAUUGUGCAAGGAUGUGAAGGAGUUGCUGCUGGAAGAGACGGGCGUGGAGAGCUGGUACAUCAUCAUCGCCACUGUCAUCUCGGGCUCCCCACAACCGCAGCUUCUCGCAGACUUCUGGACCUACAUCACUGCGCACGAUGCGUCCUUCUCGACGCCCGAAGCCAGAUCCCGACUCUCGGACCGGCUCCGUGACAUUCUCCUGAAGCAGAUCGUCUUGAUCGGUGCGCCGCAAGUCCUCUCCGGGUUGAUCCCCCUCGCAAAGAGGCAGACCGAGGGGAAAGGGGAGCAGGGGCGCGGCGAGUUGGACCUGCGGCAGUGGUCCAACAUCACGCUUCCGUCCCUGCACGCUCGCGGCAUCGAAACCAUCACAUCCAUCUACGGCACGCUGUGGCCGCGGAUCUUCGAGACAUUCGGCCCGCACCGAGCGCAGAUGGGCGUGCACGAACUCGCGAUCGUCUACGGCCUGUAUCUCAGCGACUUCGCGACCUUGACGGCGCUAGAGACGGAGCUCGUGGCCUUCACGAGCAUCACGUGCCAGGGCCUGCGCGGGCCGAGUCUCUGGCACGUGCGCGGCCUGGGGAGGGUGUUGGGCGCGCGGGGCACAGACGACGAGAAUCCCAAGAUGAGGCGCAUCAAGGACGUGCUGCGUGGCGUCAAGGUUGCUGUUGCGCGGUGCGUCGAGUUCUGUGGCGCCGACAUGGUCAGCAGGAGUGGCUUGGACGCGAGCAAUGGAGGGCUCGGAUGGCCGAAUGUCGGGGAUGUGGGGAGAGAGUUGGGCGGAUGGGGCGAUGAUGAUUGA